AUGUCGGAGGCGGAGCUGGGGUGGGCGCCCGAGCCCCCCGCCAUGACCCUGGGGGCCUCGCGGGUGGAGCUCCGCGUGUCCUGCCUAGGCCUCCUGGACCGGGACACGCUCGCCAAGCCGCACCCCUGCGUGCUGCUCAAGCUCCGCACCGAUGAGCAGUGGGUGGAGGUGGAGCGCACGGAGGUGCUUCGCUCCUGCUCGAACCCCGUCUUCUCCCGGGUACUGGCCCUGGAGUACUUUUUUGAGGAGAAGCAGCCCCUGCAAUUCCACGUGUUCGAUGCUGAGGACGGGGCCGCGAGCCCCAGCAGCGACGCCUUCUUGGGCUCCGCAGAGUGCACCCUGGGCCAGAUCGUGUCACAAACCAAGGUCACCAAGCCACUGCUGCUGAAGAACGGGAAGACGGCGGGCAAGUCCACCAUCACGGUCGUCGCGGAGGAGGUGUCUGGCACCAAUGACUACGUCCAGCUCACCUUCCGGGCCCACAAGCUGGACAACAAGGAUCUGUUCAGCAAGUCAGAUCCCUUCAUGGAGAUCUACAAGAGCGACGCGGGCCAGAGCGAGCAGCUGGUGUGGAGGACCGAGGUCGUGAAAAACAACCUGAACCCCAGCUGGGCGCCGUUCCGCCUGUCCCUGCACUCCCUGUGCAGCUGCGACGUCCACCGGCCCCUCAAGUUCCUGGUGUACGACUACGACUCCAGCGGGAAGCACGACUUCAUCGGCGAGUUCACCAGCACCUUCCGGGAGAUGCAGGACGGGACGGCAGAGCCCGGGCAGGAGAUGCAGUGGGAUUGUAUCAACCCCAAGUACCGGGACCGGAAGAAGAACUACAAGAGCUCCGGGACGGUGGUGCUGGCCCAGUGCACGGUGGAGAAAGUGCACACCUUCCUGGACUACAUCAUGGGAGGCUGCCAGAUCAGCUUCACGGUGGCCAUCGAUUUCACCGCCUCCAACGGGGACCCCAGGAGCAGCCAGUCCUUGCACUGCCUCAGCCCCCGCCAGCCCAACCACUACCUGCAGGCCCUGCGCGCCGUGGGGGGCAUCUGCCAGGACUACGACAGUGACAAGCGGUUCCCGGCUUUCGGCUUUGGCGCUCGCAUCCCUCCCAACUUCGAGGUGUCCCAUGACUUUGCUAUCAACUUUGACCCCGAAAAUCCUGAGUGCGAGGAGAUCGCGGGGGUGAUCGCCGCGUACCGCCGCUGCCUGCCGCAGAUCCAGCUCUACGGGCCCACCAACGUGGCGCCCAUCAUCGCCCGCGUGGCCGCGCCGGCGCAGCGCGAGCAGGCCACGGGCCGGGCCACGAAGUACUCGGUGCUGCUGGUGCUCACCGACGGCGUGGUGAGCGACAUGGCGGAGACGCGCGCGGCCGUGGUGCAGGCCUCGCGCCUGCCCAUGUCCAUCAUCAUCGUGGGCGUGGGCAACGCCGACUUCUCCGACAUGCGGCUCCUGGACGGCGACGAGGGGCCCCUGCGCUGCCCCCGCGGCGUGCCCGCCGCCCGCGACAUCGUCCAGUUCGUGCCCUUCCGGGACUUCAAGGACGCCUCGCCCUCCGCCCUGGCCAAGUGCGUCCUGGCCGAGGUGCCCCGGCAGGUGGUGGAGUACUACGCCAGCCAGGGCAUCAGCCCCGGGGCGCCCCGGCCCCCCACGCCCUCCGCCACCCCCAGCCCCAGCCCCUGA
This is a messenger RNA of Perognathus longimembris pacificus (Pacific pocket mouse), 1674 nucleotides long. It is a transcript of the gene Cpne6, whose product is annotated as copine 6. NCBI's taxonomy places the organism in Eukaryota, Metazoa, Chordata, Mammalia, Rodentia, Heteromyidae. Gene Ontology annotation, biological process: cellular response to calcium ion. Gene Ontology annotation, cellular component: plasma membrane. The record is from RefSeq and is a predicted model, not a curated record. Gene Ontology annotation, molecular function: calcium-dependent phospholipid binding.